AUGAAAAUGCAUUAUUAUCCUUUGGCUUCUCUUACAACUGAUGAUUCUUUGAAACAGUUUAAAUAUACAGUUUUUGAAGAUUUCGUCAUAAGAACCUUUGUGGAUGAAAAUGUCAAAUAUUCAGUUGUAGUUGAAUAUUUUUCCGUUGACAGAAAUUCUCAACAAUUAAGUUGGCUUAAACAUGGUGAAACCAAAAUUUCAUUGCCAUAUGAACGAUUUAAUUUUAAUUUUGUUGUUAUUUCAUUGUUUACUACAAGCGACAUUGAAUUUGCAAUUGAUUCAAAUAAGACUUAUUUCCAAUUACAUCAAAUUGGGAAUGAAGCAGAAUAUUGGGAAAUUCAAUUGGAAAAUUCUGAACUAUCACCCAAAAAAUCAUUUUAUGGCAAUAUUAUAUUUGUAUACCAUGACAUUUCAACAAAUCAUUCUGACAUUUUUGAUUCAUUUGAGGCAAAUUACAACACUUACAUAGUUUUAUGGCAACCAAAAUUAUCUUGUAAUGACAAGUACAUACUAGAAUUGUCAACAAAACAUGUCUAUGGUUUCACACUACCACACAAUCAUUAUGAUGACUUGUAUAAGUCAUUAAGUGUAAUUUAUAGCCCAUUGUUCAAUGAUUACAUUAAAGCAUGUUUAUUUGAAAGUCCUGAUAAAUCAGAAUCUACUUUUUUACCAACAAUUCCCGAGUGUUAUCUGAGAAUCAUGACCUGUUUGUCGUUUUCUGAUGAAAUAACCAAUGAAGAAAUUGUUUGGCUAGGCACUUCUCAAAAUCAAGUUAUAUGUUUCAAAAAUAAUAAUAAUCAGCAAUACAUAAGUCCAAAAUGGUGUGUGGAUGUCAUCAGUGUGCCUAAAAAGAUAACUGAAGUCAAGAUAAAUGUAUCGACUAUAAAUACAGAUUUCAUUGCAUUAAUUAUCCAAUUGGAAAAUGAUAAUCUAAUAAUUAUGAAUUCUGAAAAUGGGAUGAUCUUGCAUGAAUUUUUUGGUGAUCAAACUUUGAUUAUUGGUGAAUUCUCCAAGAUUGGAUAUAAUGAUCUCUUGCUUGUUCCUCAGACAUCUUCUAAUCACUCGUUGUCUUGGAAAAUAAUUGAUAUACAGGAUCAUGACUCACAGACUGACUUUUCAAAAAUUUUAACAAAUGAGGUAAAUAUUUCUCAUUUAAGAGCACUUCUUGAGUCUUUGAUCACCAGAGAUUAUGAUGGAAAUUCACGAAAUAGGAAAAGUGAAGAAUUGAUUGAUAAAAAAUAUAAAAUAUUGGAGAACAGUGACUUAAUGAUCCAUGAAUUUAAUGAUUUGUUUCUUCCUCAUUGUAAUCAACCUUCCAAAAAUAAAAAAUAUCCCAGGAAAUUUAUUUCUGGGUUGAUUCCACUCAUACAAAAAACACCAAUAAACCAAGAAGAUGCCAAAGAAGAUUUUAUUGGUCAAAGUGAAGAGAAUUUGCUUGAGAUUAAGGAAGCAAAAUUAUGCUUUGGUAGCACGAAAAAUAAUGACAAAGUUUUGUUGAAAAUUGUUAUAGAAAAUAAAAAUAUGAAAAGCAUCUUUUCUAUACAUAUAUAUGUUUAUCUUAAAAAUCAACUAGGACAUUCAGUCUCCUCAAUUAAAUCAUGUUCAAGUUUAAUCCAUAAACUUCACCCAGGACAUCAAGGGAAUUUGAUUUCAUUAAUAGAUCUACCAAUUGAUUUUAUCACAAGCAGUUCAGAGAUUGGUGCGCACGUUUGCUAUCAAUUGGAAGACAAUAAUGUAGAAAAUUUAUUGUGCGUAGAAAAAAUUGUGACUAGUGAUAAAUUUAAUGAGGAUGGUAAUGUUUCAUUUAUUUAUCUGGAUAAAAAAUCACAAGAAUUUCAAUCAAAAGACUUGGAUUGUUCAAUAAAAUUAAUUAAUUCAUAUGACAAUAAUGAUAUAAUCUUUGAUGAUCAUGGAUUUGAAAAUUCAUCUCAAAUUCCAAUAUUAAUGUCAUUAGCAAUCAUUGAGAAAACUAUUGAUCGAACUUUGGCCGUUAGAGACAAACAUACACUACCUUUGUACAAUGAUGAUGAUGAUGAAAUUUUUGAUAAUCUCCUUAGUGAUAAUAAUAAUGAGUUUGAACUUGGAUGGUUUGUGAAUGAAGAAUUAAAAAUAUGUGAAGGAGCUGAAUUAAGACGCAAUUAA
This is a messenger RNA of Entrophospora sp. SA101, 2142 nucleotides long. NCBI's taxonomy places the organism in Eukaryota, Fungi, Glomeromycota, Glomeromycetes, Entrophosporales, Entrophosporaceae. The record is from the annotation of a GenBank genome assembly.